Messenger RNA from Brienomyrus brachyistius, 1246 nucleotides. RefSeq lists its product as uncharacterized. NCBI's taxonomy places the organism in Eukaryota, Metazoa, Chordata, Actinopteri, Osteoglossiformes, Mormyridae. The transcript has 3 exons. The record is from RefSeq and is a predicted model, not a curated record. Bases 85 to 993 code for a protein of 302 amino acids.
GUAAGAAGUUUUAAAAAGCUUUGGGGUAACAGGUGUUUGUUAAGUGGUUUUAAUGGUUGGUGUUUUUGGUUGCUGGAAUUCAGCAUGGGUAUAGAGCUGCUUUUUGUGGUUUUCUUAAGCCUGUCUUUGCCUUGUUUGGUCCUGCCAGGGGGGUCGUAUUGUGCUGCUGCUUCCAAAGCCUCCCGCUUCGAGUAUGGGCAGUAUGGUGUUCCCUUUGGGGCUCUCCAGGGUGGGGCCCAGCCGCCUAGACCCCUGCCUUUUCAAAGCAACUACCCUCCAGUUGACCCCCUCUUCCCUGGCUUCAUACCUGGUUAUCGUGGCCCCGACAUUGUCCGUGCUGCCCCCAGGCGCCAGGGUACUUUCUUGGGGGCCAUGAUCCAACGUACAACUGGCUACCCUGUCUUAGGUCCUGCUGCUGGUCCCCUCCCCUACAACCCAGACCUCAGGCCUGUGACAUUCGAGCUGCCCCACUGGCUUGUUCCAGGUGAGGUGGGACCUGGUCAUCUGGCCUCCAGAAGCUAUGGGCCCCCGCUGGAGCAGCCUAAAGACCUCGAGUACCUCCCACUGUUCUAUAGGAAUGCUUUCGUCAAAACUGGACAAAUUGCUGGCAUGCGUGACCCUUAUGUCCCUAGGGAUGUUGUCCCUGGGGCUUUGGUGUUUGACCCUAGCAGGUUUCCUCUUUCCCAUAUCAGUGGUCCUGGAGUACUCGAACCUGCCCCAGGCUCCUUUGGGCAGUAUCAGAGCCACAUGACCGAUAGUCAAGGAGCCCGAGGUCCAGCUGCCCCUAGGAGAUACUGGAGCAGCCAUCCAUUCCCUGCCCUGCCCCUUCCUCCCCGCUAUGGUGGUGCUCCGCCCACAUCCGAGCAGGUCUCAGAGGCAGCCGUGGUUAAAGAUUUGAACCGUGUCAGAAACUCUGCUGACCAGCUGGCUCACGGCGCCCCCACCCACCUCGGUCAGCUUAUCGGUGAUGGACCCCUCCCCAGUAGGAGGUAAUGCCGGUCUGUGGGACCACGCAUGAAACGCCACUUGCCAAAUCAAACAUUCAAUUCACAGAUGAAGAUGGCGACUUGCGGCUCAGUGGCAGUAAGCAAAUUUAUUGCAUCUUCUACAUCUUGCCAGAGUUCUCAUGUUAGUGCUACAAGGGGUAACCAGCCUGGUCUUGGAUUCUCCUCCCCCCCCCCCCCCCCAAAAAAAAAAAGCUGUCCCAUGUCAACCAUCAAAUUCUUCAAUAAAUUGAUUCCUAGUC